Molecule: messenger RNA, 1634 nt
Organism: Pseudopipra pipra
Lineage: Eukaryota; Metazoa; Chordata; Aves; Passeriformes; Pipridae
Gene: MLKL
Product: mixed lineage kinase domain like pseudokinase
Exons: 9
Coding region: 118-1575 (485 amino acids)
Biological process (GO): protein phosphorylation; cell surface receptor signaling pathway
Molecular function (GO): protein kinase activity; ATP binding
Source: RefSeq, a predicted model, not a curated record
GAAGGCGUGGAAGAGCUGCAUCCAACUAACCUCCGAGCAGCACCUGAGGCUCACCUUCAGCAGACGCUCCCAGCCCACAUCCCCACGUCCCCAGGGGCCAAGCCCUUUGCUGCCAGCAUGGACAUCGUGGAGAGGGUCCUCUCCGUGGCCCAGGCCAUCCACGCCCAAUUCGAGCAGGUGAAGUGCUGUAAGCACCAGUGCCAGCGCCUCGUGGAGCGCAUCCAGAUCCUGCUGGAGCCCGUGAGGAUCCUCAGGGCUCAGCCACAACAGCACAUCUCCCACCACGAAGAGGAACUGCUGAAGAAACUGCUCCGGGUCCUAGGGGAAGCUGAGAAACUGGUGAUGAAAUACAGCCAGACCAGCUGGAUCCAGAAGUUCCUGCGAGCCCGCAGCACUGGUGAGGAGUUCGUCUGGGUGAACGAGAGCCUGGAGGACAUUGCCCAGGGGCUCUCGCUCCUGCUGCAGGCGGAGCAGAAGCAGGCUUUCCUGGAAGUUUUCCAGGCAAAGACGUGUCGCAGGCAGGAUGCUGAGGACCUGAGGGAUGACAGGGCUUUCUUGGACCAGGUGAUUGCAAGUACUGAGGAACCUGAAGAGGUGGCCGAGGAGAUCUACAUUGGCAGUCAGUGUGUGGAGAGCAAGGUAGACUGGAUGCAAAGGGAGCUGAACAAAAUCGUGCGCGAGAUGGAGCGCUUGAAGAAGGUCAACGUUGGUAAAAGAGAAGAUAUCACUGAGAUCAAGCGGGACCACCUCACCCUCUACAGGCACCUGCAGGACACCGAGAGCUACGACCUCUACGAGGGCGAGUACCUCAAGUACCCUGUUGCCAUCAAAACCUUCAAGAGGCCACUGACCACUGACCCAGUGAAGGUGAGAGACAUCUUCGAGAAGGAGGUUCAGACCCUGAAGAAGUUUGAGUCUCCAAACAUCCUGCGCAUGUACGGGAUCUGCAUUGAGGAGAACGAUGGGAGCCCCUGCUUCUCCAUCGUCAUGGAGUACUGUAAGCACGGGACGCUGCGGGAUGUGCUGAACACGCAGCAGCAUCUUUGCUGGGACAUCCGCAUUCGGAUGGCCCUGGGAGCCGCCAGAGGCCUUUACAGGCUGCACCAGACAGGGGAGAAAUCCCGACUCCACGGCUGCAUCUGCAGCAGCAAGUUCCUGGUGGCUGGGGAUUACUGUGUGAAGUUGUCAGGAUUUGAGCUGUGUGAAACAGAGUCAUCCAUCAAGAGGAAAGCCAAGAAGAACUGGAAACAAGUCUAUAUGCUGGCUUACAUCGCUCCUGAGAACAUGAAAGACAUCAACUACCCCUACAAGAGGCCCUGUGAGAUAUACAGCUUUGGGAUCGUGCUGGCAGAGAUUGCAACCUCCAAAAUCCCAUUUGAAGGCUGCACUCCUGAGGAGAUUGUGGAGAAAAUCUGCAACCACCAGUACUGGGACCCUGUUGGGGAGGAUUGCCCUGCAGAGCUGCGGAGAGUCAUCGACCAGUGCCGGGCCUUGGACCCUUCCCAGCGCCCUUCUGCCGAGGAGAUUGUGGACUCGCUGGCUGAACUGGAGAAAAGCAGGAGCCAAGGAAGUUAACUGUGGAAAGCAGGGCUGGGUGACCACAGGCAGUGAGCCCAGGGGUGCUGCUCACCCCC